AUGCUGCGGCAAAGGCCUUCCGCUACUGUUGUUUUUGAUGCAACCGUAGACGACGGCUCCAAAAGCCCGAAAUCUCUGGAAAUGCGCGCCAGCGCGAAUGAUCUGGCCUGCUGCUCCGGUGCGCGUCGCUUCGUGUCCACGUUCGGCGAGGCUUGGCAGCGCGCGCGUCCCGAACUUCGAGCCGCCGCGCCGACUCGUUUGGCGCGGAGGGGGGAGGCCAUCGCCACGAUAUUGGGCGGGUUCUCGAGCCCCGCUGGCCCGUUUUUCGGUGGCCACCCCCUGGCGCCGCUAGCAAAUAUGCCAACUAGGCAUACUGCAGCGAUACGGGGUACGAGCGCAGCUGCGCCGUUCAGUGCAGAGACCACCGUUGCCUUCGUAUGCCUCGGCGCAAGUACGCAAGUCAGUUACACGCCGCAGGCGAUGAAGGCGGCGAUGAAGGACAAGCGCUUUCAAGCUGCGGCGAGGAAACACGCUCUGCGCAUCACGCUCAUCCAUGGCGACAUGCUGGUGCUUUCGGGUGCUGCACUUAAGGUAUGCGGCCCGUACAGGCUGGACGCUCGCCGCUAA
Peniophora sp. CBMAI 1063 is the source of this 567-nucleotide messenger RNA. The record is from the annotation of a GenBank genome assembly. Lineage: Eukaryota; Fungi; Basidiomycota; Agaricomycetes; Russulales; Peniophoraceae.